CGGGAGUUGCAAUUAAAAGUGUGAACAACCGGAAUCCGGAUAUCGUCAUCUUUGCUUUUGUCUCAGCAGCAACCAGUAGAGACGUGUUUCCCUCCGCCCAGCGUUUUAUUUCAAUCACAGAAAAGGCAUAAAAAUGUCGGGUUCAUCCAACCUGGUGACCAUGAAAAAGGUGGUACAGCAGCUUCGUUUCGAGGCAAGCAUAAACAGAGUUAAGGUUUCCCAGGCAGCUGCAGAUCUACAACAGUUUUGCAUACAGAAUGCUCUCCAAGACCCUCUGCUCACCGGUGUGUCAUCCAGCACCAACCCUUUCAGGCCGCAGAAGGUCUGCUCCUUCUUGUGAAACCACUGUGUCCAUUGGCCUUCAUUUUGAUGCUACAGGGAAAAAUUGACCUCAGCACUGCUCCUUAUGCCAAGCCAUUAUACUGCCAUGGGAAUUCUCAAAAGUAGAACUCAAUGGAUUUAAAACAGGAAGAAGACUGGCUAUUUUUAGAUAAGGUAGAAGACAGGAGACGGUAUUAUUUUCCACGGCACAGGGUGAUUUUUGACUCAAUUAUUGUGCCUUUUCUAUUCUAUUUUAGUCAUCACUGUUCUCAACUUUUUUGUAUUUAAUGAAUAAAAUAUUCUUUACUACUCAA
Molecule: messenger RNA, 635 nt
Organism: Pelmatolapia mariae (spotted tilapia)
Lineage: Eukaryota; Metazoa; Chordata; Actinopteri; Cichliformes; Cichlidae
Product: guanine nucleotide-binding protein G(I)/G(S)/G(O) subunit gamma-5-like
Exons: 3
Coding region: 134-340 (68 amino acids)
Biological process (GO): G protein-coupled receptor signaling pathway
Cellular component (GO): heterotrimeric G-protein complex
Molecular function (GO): G-protein beta-subunit binding
Source: RefSeq, a predicted model, not a curated record